UCUCCCUCUAUAUUUUUCAACGCCCCUUCGUUGAAUCGCGAUGUCGGCUGGGUUGCAGUGCGACGGGUGCCUGGAAUAUGUAAUUUAUUUGUACUAAUGCCUAACUUAAAUGGUUCUCGUGCACUGCCGUUGCGUUUCUAAGUUACUUGUUUGUGUUUUUGUGUUUUGUGACUAAUUUCAAGAGACUGCAAUGAGCGUCACAACGGUGCAAAGAGGCGCAGUGGAGCCUCUUCCGAUAUCUGACUUGACACCCGGGGAGCAGCAGCUGCUGGCAGAGAUUCGACAGCGGAAGGCAGAGCUGCUUCAGGAAAUCGAACAGCUCAAAGGGGAGAUUGAAAGUGUGGCCCUGGAGCUGGAGCGGCUGGAGGCCCAGGCCCCUGAGGGGCCCAGGGGUACAGCUGCUGCCAGGGCCAAGCAACUCUCUAUUGGAAAGAAAAAGUUUAACAUGGACCCUAAGAAGGGCAUAGAGUACCUCCUGGAACAUGGCCUUCUGCGUCCCGACGACCCUCGUGAAGUGGCGCGGUUCCUUUACAAUGGACAGGGCCUCAAUAAGACUGCCAUAGGUGACUACCUGGGCGAACGUGCGGACUUCAACAUGCGCGUUCUGGAUGCCUUCGUCGAGCUCCACGACUUUGCAGAUCUCAUCCUCGUGCAGGCUUUGCGGCAGUUCCUCUGGAGUUUCCGUUUGCCGGGUGAGGCGCAGAAGAUAGACCGCAUGAUGGAAAAGUUUGCUCAACGCUACUGCCAGCUGAACCCCGGAGUGUUCAGCAACACGGACACGUGCUAUGUGCUCAGCUUCGCUGUGAUCAUGCUCAACACAUCGUUGCACAACCCCAGCGUCAAGGAAAAGCCCAGCGUAGAGCAGUUUGUGGCCAUGAACCGUGGCAUCAACAAUGGAGGGGACCUACCAAGGGAGCUGCUGGCGAGCUUGUACGAGAGCAUUCGACAGGAGCCGUUCAAGAUACCCGAGGACGACGGAAAUGAUUUGAUGCACACAUUUUUCAAUCCGGACCGUGAAGGUUGGCUGUGGAAGCAAGGGAGCUCCAAGAUGAGUGGACGCUACAAGAGCUGGAAGCGCCGUUGGUUUAUUCUCAAUGACAACUGUCUCUACUACUUUGAGUACACCACAGACAAGGAGCCACGAGGUAUCAUCCCCUUGGAGAAUGUACAAGUGAAGGAAGUUCAGGACAGACACAAACCUCACUGCUUCGAGCUCUACUCUGUGGGGAGUGACCUCAUCAAGGCCUGCAAGACAGACUCUGAGGGCAAGGUGGUCGAAGGAAAACACUCUGUCUACCGCAUGUCUGCAGCCACCAGUGAAGAGAAGGAGCAGUGGAUUCACUGUCUCAGGCAAAGCAUAAGCCACAACCCAUUCUACGACAUGCUGUCUGCACGCAAAAAGAAAGCCCAGUUUCAUAGCCUCAAGUGAACCAGUCAUUGGGAUCUCAGUCUGCAGUCUAGUCAGGGUUUUUGUUUCUCUAUUUCUGUACAUAAAGCCUUGCCCUCGAGGGCUAAUAAAAGCUUCAGGUUUCUAAUUCGA
This is a messenger RNA of Ornithodoros turicata, 1540 nucleotides long. RefSeq names its product cytohesin-1-like (gene step). The record is from RefSeq and is a predicted model, not a curated record. Gene Ontology annotation, molecular function: guanyl-nucleotide exchange factor activity. Lineage: Eukaryota; Metazoa; Arthropoda; Arachnida; Ixodida; Argasidae. The transcript has 7 exons. The coding region runs from base 191 to 1429 and encodes 412 amino acids. Gene Ontology annotation, biological process: regulation of ARF protein signal transduction.